AUGUUGGUGUGUCCCCCACCACGGUACAGUGUGGAUAAGAAGGUGUGGCCCGCCCGCCCCGGGGACCUCGGCGGGCCCAGUGGCCCGCCCCCGCCCCCGAUGACCUCGGCGGGACCACUAGCCCGCCCGGCCCGGGGACCUGGGCGGGCUCACUGGGCCCGCCUCCCCGGGGACCUGGGCGGGUCCCACGGCCCGCCCGCCCCGGGGACCUGGGCGGGCCCACUGCCCCGCCCGCCCCACGGGGACCUGGCCCGCCCGCCCCAGGGGACCAGGGCGGGCAGACUGGCCCCCGCUGCCCCGGGGACCUCGGCGGGCACACUGGCCCGCCCAGCCCGGGCCUCGGCGGGCACACUGGCCCGCCCGCCCCGGGGACCCCGGCGGGCCCACUGGCCCCGCCCGCCCCGGGGACUCUCGGCGGGCCCACUGGCCCGCCCGCCCGGGGACCUAGGCGGGCACACUGGCCCGCCCGCGCCCCGGGGACCUCGGCUGGCCCAGUGGCCCGCCCGCCCCGGGGACCUCGGCGGGCACAGCCCAUUGGCCCGCCCGCCCCCGGGGACCUCGGCGGGCCCAGUGGCCCGCCGCCCCGGGGACCUUGGCGGCGGGCCCAGUGGCCCGCCCGACCCCGGGGACCUCGGCGGGCCCAGUGGCCCGCCCGCCCCCCCCCGGGGACCUCGGCGGGCACACUGGCCCAGCCCACCCCGGGGGCCUCGGCGGGCACACUGGCCCGCCCGCCCCGGGGGCCUCGGCGGGCCCACUGGCGCCCGCCCCGGGGACCUCGCCUCCUGGCCCGCCCGCCCCGGGGACUCGGCGAGCCUCCUGGCCCGCCCGCCCGAGGGAUCUCGGCGGGCCUCCUGGCUCGCCCGCCCCUCGCGGCGGGCGCACUGGCCCGCCCGCCCCGGGGGCCUCGGCAGGCCCAUUGGCCCGCCCGCCCACCCGGGGACCUCGCGGGCCAGUGGCCCGCCCGCCCGGGGACCUCGGCGGGCCCAGUGGCCCGCCCGCCCCGGGGACCUCGGCGGGCCCAGUGGCCCGCCCGCCCGGGGACCUCGGCGGGCACACUGGCCCGCCCACCCGGGGGCCUCGGCGGGCACACUGGCCCGCCCGCCCCGGGGGCCUCGGCGGGCCCACUGGCCCGCAGCCCGCCCCGGGGACCUCGGUUCUUCCGCUUGCAAAUCAAUUUCUCCUUCGCUCAUCUCGUCUGCCGGGCCUCAUCUCCCCGCUGCUCCUUCAGUUCGGCCUGGACACCAGUCUUCCUCUCCACCGGAUUGA
Molecule: messenger RNA, 1266 nt
Organism: Macrobrachium nipponense
Lineage: Eukaryota; Metazoa; Arthropoda; Malacostraca; Decapoda; Palaemonidae
Product: collagen alpha-1(I) chain-like
Exons: 5
Coding region: 1-1266 (421 amino acids)
Source: RefSeq, a predicted model, not a curated record